This is a messenger RNA of Adineta steineri, 1215 nucleotides long. Lineage: Eukaryota; Metazoa; Rotifera; Eurotatoria; Adinetida; Adinetidae. The record is from the annotation of a GenBank genome assembly.
AUGAAACAAAAUUUUAAUUUUAUACAAUCAAUUCGACUUUCCACAAGAACUGAUGAUGAUUUCUGUUCAAACAAUGCAAUACGAGGUAUUCUUUGGAAUAUAGUUUAUUUUCCAUGCGAUUUGUACGCAGAUUGUAAAGAUAAUAAUGUUGAAAAAAUUAAAGAGUACAUACAACACGUACCGAUUAGUCAAAUCAAUCAUGUAGAAUCAAAUGGGAGUACAUCGUUGCAUGUAGCUGCUUACUAUGGAUUUAACGAGUUAGUUAAACUAUUGCUAAAAAAUGGUGCAUCACGUUCAAUCAGAAACAAACAUAAUUUAACUGCUUACGAAGAAGCACGAACGUCGACAAUUAGAGAGAUUUUCAAACGAUUUAACGAUGAAGAUCGAUUUCUUAGCAAUAUAGAUAUCAAUUAUGAAUGGAUACUCGUCUGCGAAGAAACAUUUCUACAGCGAGAACAUUUUCGUCAACAAUUAUUAAAAACAUUUGCUAGGGAUAGUACAGAGGAUCUAUCUACUAAAUUCGAUACUGUAUAUGAUAGAAUAAAAGAACAUUAUAUAAUUCUAUUUGAGCAAGAGAAUUUACCACAAAGACAACAGUUAUUGAUUGAUUGGUUUUUCAUGAACGCUAGUAUUGAAAAAAAUCCAAUUUGGAUCGUAAAAGCAUAUACAUCAACAACAGAUUUUUAUAAAAUUCUCAAUCGUCAUUUGGCCAUGUACGUUUUAGAAUAUUUUCAUCCAACCCUAAACAAAUCAAUUGAUUACAAACUUGUCAAUUGUCUCAUUGAUUUUGUAGGAAUCUUUAUUCAUAGCGAUGGUCUGGAUAAGCUUAACUAUGUAGGCCAAUGUUAUCGUGGAAUGUUGAUGACAAAAGAUGAUAUUUCUCAAUAUACCAUCGGUUCACAAGUCAUGAAUAUGACUCUUUUAUCAACUUCAAAGCAGAAGACGAUAGCAGAAAUUUAUGCAGGCGAUGGUCAGUCUAAACUAAUGAGACAAACACCUGAUUUUAAACUAAUCCAUUUUUCUACCGUAUGUACUUAUACAGUUAGAAAUAAGCAUACAGCACUCGACAUUCAUCAAAUAUCGGAAGUAACGGAUGAAGAAGAGAUAUUGAUACUACCAUUCUCAACAUUUCGUGUAACAAGUAUGAAACAAAACGAUCCGAAAAAGAAUGGUAUCUUGAUUGAACUUGAACUAGAAGAAUGUUGUGAAUCAUGA